Messenger RNA from Helianthus annuus (common sunflower), 1779 nucleotides. Its product is annotated as protein disulfide-isomerase. The transcript has 11 exons. The record is from RefSeq and is a predicted model, not a curated record. Gene Ontology annotation, cellular component: endoplasmic reticulum. Gene Ontology annotation, molecular function: protein disulfide isomerase activity. Gene Ontology annotation, biological process: response to endoplasmic reticulum stress; protein folding. Lineage: Eukaryota; Viridiplantae; Streptophyta; Magnoliopsida; Asterales; Asteraceae. The coding region runs from base 21 to 1496 and encodes 491 amino acids.
UAGUUGUUGUUCCGGGGGCAAUGAGGCUUCCGAUCAUUAUUCUCUUUCUGGUUACGUCGGCUUACCUCAGCAGCACCGCCGACGACACUAAAGAUGAGUUUGCUGUUGUUCUGACUCUUGAUCAAUCCAAUUUCACCCAAACUCUUACCAAACAUCAUUUUCUCGUCGUCGACUUUUAUGCACCUUGGUGCGGUCACUGCAAGGAACUUGCCCCAGAGUACGAAAACGCUGCCUCUAUAUUGAGUAGUAACGAACCCCCGAUUACUCUAGCAAAGGUCGAUGCGAAUGAUGAAAAGAACAAAGAUUUGGCCACUGAAUACGCCAUUCAGAGUUUCCCAACACUUAAAAUAAUUAAAAAUGGAGGGAAAAGUAUUCAAGAUUAUAAAGGACCUAGAGAUGCACAAGGAAUAGUUGCUUACUUGAAGAAACAAGCCGGGCCGGCUUCUACUGAAAUAAAAUCUACAGAAGAUGGUAGUGAUCUUAUUAAUGGAGAUAAUAUCGUUAUUGUUGGUAUUUUUCCUGAAUUAUCUGGAGACAAAUUUAAUGCAUUUAUAGCGUUAGCUGAAAAAUUAAGAUCUGAUUAUGACUUUGCUCAUACGUUAGACGCUAAACUUUUACCGCAAGGUGAUUCUUCUGUAUCGGGACCUAUUGUCCGAUUAUUCAAGCCUUUCGAUGAACUUGUGGUAGAUUUUGAGGAUUUUAAUUCGGACGCCUUAGAGAAGUUUGUUGAGGAGGCAAGCACUCCAACUGUAACUGUCUUCAAUAAUGAUCCAAAGAAUCACCCCUAUGUCAUCAAAUUCUUUAGCACUCCCAAUGCAAAGGCCAUGCUUUUUGUGAACUUCAGUAGCAAGCCUUUUGGUGCUUUUGAAUCAAAAUAUCAUGACAUUGCUAACGAGCACAAGGGAAAGGGAAUAAGUUUCCUAAUAGGCGAUGUCGAGGCUAGUCAAGGUGCUUUCCAGUUUUAUGGACUUAAAGAAGACCAUGUUCCCGUCAUCGUUAUAAACAACGAUAGAGAGAAGUAUGUGAAACCAAACUUAGAGCCUGACCACCUUGAAUCAUGGUUGAAAGAGUACAAGGAUGGAAAAAUUGCCCCUUAUGUGAAAUCUGAGCCCGUACCGGAGUCAAAUGAUCAGCCUGUUAAGGUGGUCGUUGCUGACAAUUUCGAUGACGUCGUUUUCAAGUCAGGGAAAAACGUUCUGUUGGAGAUGUACGCUCCAUGGUGCGGGCAUUGCAAAAAGUUGGGUCCGAUCCUAGAUAAAGUGGCUGUUUCAUUUGCAAAAGACACAGAUGUUGUCAUUGCUAAGAUGGAUGCUACUGCAAAUGAUAUUGUUCAUGAAGACUUUGAAAUUAAGGGUUACCCGACAUUGUACUUCAAGUCAGCAAGCGGAAAGUUGUUGAAGUACAGUGGCAAGAGAACCAAAGAAAAGAUUAUUGAUUUUAUUAAGAACAACAAGGAUGAUAUAGCACAGCAGGAUUCCAGAAAAGAAGAACUAUAGUUCAGGAAUAUUGUUUUUCAUCCUUGGAGGAAAUUGAUUGUACGCGUGUGAGCAAGAGAUGUCGAAUUUAACUGCAAAGGCAUGAUGCUUUCCUUCAGUCAUAUCUUCACUAGAUCUUUAUAAUAUCCACUCAAGUUGAAUAAGAUUAGAGGUUUGCAGUUUUGAGGAUAGAGUAGCAGUAGCCAUUGAUGAGACAUACCAUUUCUUUUGUUUGCUAAAUUAUCAUUAAGAAACAAUACAUUAUUUUGUUCUACAAUAACAUUCGCUUUGUUUGCGGCCAAUG